This is a messenger RNA of Chelonoidis abingdonii (Abingdon island giant tortoise), 1140 nucleotides long. RefSeq lists its product as uncharacterized. The record is from RefSeq and is a predicted model, not a curated record. Lineage: Eukaryota; Metazoa; Chordata; Testudines; Testudinidae.
AUGCCCAGGGCUGGACUCCUGCUGCUGCCCCUUCUCCUCUGCUACGGGCCAGAGACCACCAGGAGCAUCAAGCCGGACGCACUCAAAGUGAUUGUGAAUUAUGUUGAUAGGUUUCGCCCUGACAAGGACGGCCAAUAUGCAGUUGCAGUGAGCCUGCCCCAGGCAGCGUGUAAUCUCCUCGACGAGCAGCAGCUGAAGGAGUACCUGAGUGAGGCGGAGCUGAACGAGAUGAAGACAAAACUCAACAACAAGGAGCUGUUCGAGGGCCAGAACAUCACGGCCGUCCGGCCCAAGUUCCAGAAGAAGAACUCCACCCUGCACUCUGAGUUCCUGCUGCUCAGCCCGGACCAGAAUGGCAUCAGCCCCAUCUCCCGCCUCCUGGACAAGACCCGGGGCCAGACGACUUGCCCAGAAACCCACGUCCCGGGCAAGGAAUGCGGCAACAACUGCUACAAGAAGUGGUCCCAUGACCAACGCUGUGGUUGGAACAGCUGCCUCAUCUUCUUCACCAAGAACUCACCAUGCCUGGGCACCUGCCUUAAAAACUCGAGCUGCUUCUACAUCCGGGACCUCAUGGACGGGAUCUUCGGUGCCAUCAAGAGCGACUUUCAGGCGUUGGCCUUCCGGCAGGUCUACCCACCAGACAAGGCCCAGAAACGGAAGGCAUUGUGGGAAGCCUGGCAAACCAUCCAAAACGCCCCAAUGUACAAGUGUGAUAACAACGGCUGUGCCAGCUGUGAGGAGAAGAUCCUCACCCAAAACCCCUGCCUCGAGGGGGUGCCAGAGAUGGAGGCUGUACCACAGAGAGCCCAUGGGUGAUGGGAUCCCAGAGGGGAUGAGGUGGCUGGCUGGGAUAAAACCAGUCAACACACCAGUCAAUUCAUCUCCCUAACACACCCCUCUGUCUCUCUGUCACACCCCCUAUCUAGCCAUCACCAUAGAUACGGGGGGGGGUGGCAAUCCCUCCCCCUUGCUCUCAUUUCUAGGGUGCCCAGCACCCUGCUACAGCAGUCCUGGAUUUGCCCAGCAAUCUCUCUCGCUCUGUGUGGUGCCGCAGCUCUAUCUGUGUCAUGUGGGUGCAAUUCCAGCAUGGAGCUCUGAGUCCAAACGAGGGUGGCACGGAUGGGAUGUGUCAGUGGA